Molecule: messenger RNA, 1857 nt
Organism: Hippocampus comes (tiger tail seahorse)
Lineage: Eukaryota; Metazoa; Chordata; Actinopteri; Syngnathiformes; Syngnathidae
Gene: pdlim5a
Product: PDZ and LIM domain 5a
Exons: 14
Coding region: 216-1820 (534 amino acids)
Biological process (GO): muscle structure development; actin cytoskeleton organization; heart development
Cellular component (GO): stress fiber; filamentous actin; Z disc
Molecular function (GO): actin binding; muscle alpha-actinin binding
Source: RefSeq, a predicted model, not a curated record
AUAUAAGAGCAUUUGCUCCCCAGUGCCCCCUCACACACACUCAGUGUGUUUGCUGGGAAGGGGAUAGUCCAGGGACUCCAGGGGAUUAUUAUACUGUCUUCACCUGCCUGCAAAGGAGCUGUUUCCCUCUCUGGGGAUUCUAAUAAAGGUUUUCUUCUCAACAACAUAUCUGUAGCAUCUCCCUCCAACAUAACAACAACCAGCACAAGGAAACCAUGAGCACCAACUACAACGUCACUCUCUCUGGCCCGGCCCCCUGGGGCUUUCGGCUACAAGGCGGAAAAGACUUCAACCUGCCUCUCACCAUCUCCAGGCUUAACGACAGCGGUAAAGCGGCCAAAGCUGGUGUCGCUAUCGGAGACAAAGUUCUGUCCAUCGAUGGCAUCGCCACUGACGGGAUGAACCACCUGGAGGCCCAGAACAAGAUCAAGAACUGCACGGGCAAUCUCAGCCUCACCCUACAGAAAGUCACCAGUGCCUCCAAGGCUCCUCCAGUGGCACCCAAGGUGAACAGAUGUGACAUCAUAAAACCUUUGGUCAUCACACCCACCCCCUCCCCACCCAACAAGACCCUCAGACCUUACGGGGAUUGCGGGUCAGACCAUCCUUGGCGCCCAUCCCCGGACACUUUCAUCCUGUCCCCGUCAUCCGCCUUCACCCCCGCCUCCUCGCACCCUCAACCUCCUUCCUCGCCCCCCGUGGGCCCGCCCCACUCUUCCGUGUACAACACACCCAUCCACCUCUACUCCACUGAGAAUGCCUGUGAGGUGGCCAUGGGACAAAGGCGAGGCCUAGUUGAGAAUCAGGGCGGACAAGCCUUUCAUGGGCCUCCCCGCAGACACAUUGUGGACACAGACAUUCAAUUCUACCACGUGCCCUCUCAUGCCGGUGCCAGCCGGAAGCGCAUCAUGGAGGACACGGAGGACUGGCGCCCGCGCACCGGGACCACCCAGUCCAGAUCCUUCAGGAUUCUGGCCCAGAUUACGGGCACCGAGAACUCUCAAGCUCAAGCAGAAGAAGCAGACACAGCCAAAAAGACAAAUGAAGAGCCUGAGCCCAGCAGCCACGAGUCGGCUACUGUCAAGACCAUGAUCAAAUCACCCGCAACAACUCAAGGUGUCAGUCCACAGUGUGGUUUAAUCACACCAUCCUUUGGCGUCAAGUCCAAUGGCAGCAUGCCAAUGUGUCCUGCCCCUGUCCGCCCUGUGCCUCGGGCCCACCCUAAAGACGAGGAUUCACUGGUGCAAAUGGCAGAACAUUACCCUGCCGGGACUCGCACACCCAUGUGUGGCCACUGCAACAAGGUCAUCAGGGGACCUUUUUUGGUGGCAAUGGGCAAAUCAUGGCAUAAAGAAGAAUUCAAUUGCGUUCAUUGCUGCACGUCACUGGCUGACAUCGGCUUUGUGGAAGAGCAAGGCCGCGUUUACUGCGAACACUGCUAUGAAGACUUUUUUGCGCCCACAUGUAGCCGCUGCCAGGCCAAGAUACUGGGGGAAGUGAUCAAUGCCCUCAAGCAGACGUGGCACGUCCACUGCUUCCUGUGUGCUUCCUGUCAGCAGCCCAUCCGAAAUAACACCUUCCACCUGGAGGAUGGCGAACCUUACUGCGAGCAAGACUUCUACAGAUUGUUUGGCACGGGCUGCCACGGCUGCGAGUUUCCCAUCGAGGCGGGAGACAAGUUCCUGGAGGCGCUGGGCUACCCGUGGCAUGACACCUGCUUUGUGUGCACCGUGUGCUCCACCACUCUGGAGGGUCAGACGUUCUUCUCCAAGAAAGACAAGCCUCUUUGCAAAAAGCAUGCACACACACUAAAAAUCUAACUUUUUUUUUUUAUUUGGCAAUGAUGAUUUAUUUGGA